Molecule: messenger RNA, 482 nt
Organism: Gamsiella multidivaricata
Lineage: Eukaryota; Fungi; Mortierellomycota; Mortierellomycetes; Mortierellales; Mortierellaceae
Product: transcription factor Pcc1-domain-containing protein
Exons: 3
Coding region: 50-370 (106 amino acids)
Cellular component (GO): EKC/KEOPS complex
Source: RefSeq, a predicted model, not a curated record
CCAGAGAGUUUACGGACAAGCCACAUCGACAGGAGACCAGUACGCAGGCAUGUCUCGCCAAGCCAACCAACCAUCCACAACAACAGGUGCCAUGGCCGCAACAGCACUGAACGAGCGUCUGACGCUACAGAUCCCAUUCCCGUCAUCAAGACUGGCCAAAAUCGCAGCAGACGUGCUGGAUGUGGACAAGGAUCUGAAGCCAGAGGUCUCACAGCGUAUUAUCAGCACUCAGGAACACAUCUUGACCAUUGAUUUUCAAACGUCGACAUUGAAGCUGCUGAGGACAGUGGUUAACUCUUCACUGGAAAUGGUACAGAUGGUCGUCAAUACAAUGGGAUCGUUUGAUACAGAAGAACAGGAUGAGGCAUAGAGAUUGCUUUACCAGCUUUGUACAAUAUAUACGCAUACGAAUAAAGCAAUGGGCAUGAGGCCAAAUGCGAUAAAUACAUGCCGCAGGGUCUGUAAUUUAGCGGCCCCCUCCA